UGGCGCGGCUCUGCGACUCCGCGAGCUCGACCUCCUUCUCCUCAUCGUCAUGUACAACGAGGACCGCUGGUCGACGCCUGUACUGUAUUGCGUUACACAGCGCUGUUAAUUCGACACGCGCGACAGGCUAUACGCCAACUUGUGGCUCGGCCACUAGUAUUCACAGGGGCUUACUUUCACCGUGGUCCGUAUAUGUACAUCGCUGCGGACUCGGACGCUGCGCCGCAAGACUACCUAAUCACUCACCUGUCUUCUUGAAUGCACUUGGGACCGGAGGUGGUCGAUGACUUCGACCAGCGUAUGAUGGCCUACAACGGUCUCGCGCCGUACUAUGGAGGUAACGAUCCGAGUCGUUCGACGCGUCAGAGACGCGCCCCCACCCCUCAGCCUGAGAUUACGCCGCCUGCAAUGUCAAAGGCCUUGAACGAGGCAUUAGCACUGGCCAAGAACGCGCAGGGCAGCGCCGACCUGCUACACGAAGCCCUGGUCAACGCGGAGGGCCCGCAGGAAUUGCUUAGGGGUAUCAUCCCGGAGUUCAGGAAUGGCUGUCGCGCCUCGCUGAACGUCAUUGACGAGCAAAUCUCAUGGCUUUCCAAUGUGAUACGGUCCCGCGAUUCUUCUCCAGUGCUCGCGACGGCAUUGAAGGAGCUUGAAGCAGUGCAUACCGAGCUGCUCGAUGUUCUCCGGCUGUAUGACGGACUGGAGCGAGCAGGGUCGGAUCGUGUGGCUCAAGAGCGGGUGAAGAACAACUAUACGAUACGCCGCUUAACGAGCGGUACCGGGCGCGCGAAUGGUACCGGGAGCGGACAAGCAAGUAGCUCCAACGGACCAGCCCAGGCGCCCUCACCUUCGAACGACGAGAGGGUUCGGCGCGUGUCAAGCAUCGCAAAGACUGCUCGUGGUCAUGCAGAUCUACUCCGGGACACAGUCGUUUUCUCAAGCACAGAAGACUUGGGUGGCCCGCUCAUCGAGGAAUUCCGCAAGAACUGUCACCUGCAAUGGGUGGAUGGCGAGGCGGCAAAGUCUCGCCGCCGAGCGAGCUCUUCCUCGACGACGCGCGAGGAGGCGCUUUUCAACGACCUGAUCGCCACGGACCAGGCGCUCACGGACGCGCUGAAGAUGUGCGACAACAUGCGCCGGGAGGGGGUAGCAGCUGGCAAGCGGCGCCCUGACGCGGCUGACCCGUUCGCAGACCCGGGUGGGGACCCGGAGGCCGGCUUCGCCGCGGCGCGUGCUGGGAAAGGGAACGCGGAACUGCUGCUGGACGCACUGCGGCACGCGCGGCGGGAGGACUUGUCGGGCGAGCUCAUCCAGGAGUUUCGCGACAGCUGUCGUGCGUCGCAGAGGGACAUCAUCGCACAGAUCCCGCUGGCGAGUGCAGCGGCGGAGCAGUCGAGGAACAGAGCGUCGGGCUCAGCGUCUACGAGGGAGGAGAACAUGCUGGAGGAGUUGUUGGGAGCGAACGAGGCCCUGCUCAAGGCGAUGGAGUUGUAUGAAGCCAUAGAGAGCGGGAAGGAGUCGGCGUGGAACGAACAGCUGGGCGGGCGAGACCAAGAUCUGUUCUCUAAACAGCUACCAGCGACACCCAUGGAGGUCACCUCGGCUCUUGAACAGCAGAGCCUAGAAGGUUUGUCUCCGCUGACUAUGCAAGACAAGGCCAAGUUCGCCAAGAUUUUCUACGCACAGAACCCGAGUAACGGGCUGCUGACUGGCGCACAAGCUGGUAGCCUCCUCCUAAAAUCGAAGCUUCCGCAAGAGACGCUCUCACGAAUAUGGGACCUUGCCGACGUCUCCUGCCGAGGCAUGCUCGACCUCGGCGACUUCACGAUCGCCAUGUAUCUCGUGCGGGGCUGCAUGUCCGGCUCACUCGCCUCGCUCCCCUCCAGCCUCCCCGCCGCACUCUACGAGCAAGCGGGCAACAAACCGCUCCCGAAGAUCCCGAGCACAUCCCGACUGAACACGCCGGGUCCCUCGGCGACUCCCGUACCUGCUGCGUCGAACGCGACGGGGUACUUUGACGUGCAGUCGUCGACGAGGCUGCACGCGGAGAGGAUAUUCGAGACUCUGGACCCGGAGCGGACGGGGCACGCACAGGGGUACACUGUGACGUCGUUUUUGCUGAAGGUCGGGUUGACGAUGGAGGUGUCGAGCCAAAUCAUGGAUUUGGUUGACACGGGAAAGAAAGGAUACUUGACGCAGCAAGAGUUCGCCCAAGUUAUGCAGCUCGUGGAGAGGAAGAAGGCCGGGCAGGACUUGCCUGCGGCGGCUCCUCCUCCAAGCAGCGCCCAGAGCGUACCCGCGAAACCAAGUGCUGCAAGUACGCUGACUUUGCCAUCGUUGCAGACUCGGCCGGUGUCGUCGCUCAUCGAUCUGGAUUCCUCGCUGGACCCGACACAGGUUCCGCUCCCGAGGACACCCAUCACUCCGAGAUUGCCCAGCCCCGGUGUCUCGCUCAGCCCACCUCAUAGGAGCCAAGCACCGAGCACACAACCGGUGCAGUCGCAAGUGACAGGUUCUGCGUUCACGAUAGCUCCUAGCCCCAGGACAUCCCCUUCUCGGGGCCAUCAGCGGUCUGUGAGCCAGCAGUGGGACGUCAACCCGGUGGCCAAGGCGCGCUUCGACACGUUCUUCGAUAACCUGGAUCCGUGGCGCAAGGGAUAUAUCGAGGGCGACGUCGCGGUGCCGUUCUUCUCCAAGUCCAAGCUGCCUGAUGGCGUCAUGGCAGAGAUAUGGGAACUCGCGGACACGAACCACGACGGUCGGCUCACGCGGGACGAAUUCGCAGUAGCGAUGUACCUCAUCCGGGAGAAACUCAAAGGCCGGGAGCUUCCGCAUACUCUUCCUCCAUCCCUCGUCCCGCCAUCCCUGCGACAAGCUCCGCCUUUGCCUCCACGCGGUGCGUCUCUGCAUACAACGGGGACACCGCCACGCCCGGUUGCAGCACAGGCGACUGGGACACAGCCGCAACCUAUUCUGGCGCAGUCGACGGGCACGUCGUCGAUCGCGCCGCCUGCGUUCUCCGAGCGCGCUGAGACGCCGCCUCCGAGUUAUGAGGAGGUUGUUGGGAGUGGUUUCAGGUGACAUUGCUUCCAUAGUGUUCGAGGAUAGAGAACUUGAGUUAUUAGGCCACGGAUGUGAUAUUGUUAUGGAGUAUAACACUCUCCUCUGUAUCCGUACUGCCAUGUUGUAGUUCGAUGACUGCUCUGCACACUUCGCUAUACUGUUGAUGGACCUCGCUACGCAGCUAGUUACGGUAAUUCGAACGACGUGAUGAUUGAUAUCAAAAUGUAUUGACAUAAACGAGGCGUGUUAGAGGUGGCCUAUGGCCGUUUCAUGUUGAAU
This is a messenger RNA of Rhodofomes roseus, 3342 nucleotides long. RefSeq lists its product as uncharacterized. Gene Ontology annotation, cellular component: cytoplasm; plasma membrane. The transcript has 15 exons. Lineage: Eukaryota; Fungi; Basidiomycota; Agaricomycetes; Polyporales; Fomitopsidaceae. Gene Ontology annotation, molecular function: phosphatidylinositol binding; calcium ion binding; ubiquitin binding. The record is from RefSeq and is a predicted model, not a curated record. Gene Ontology annotation, biological process: endocytosis; endosomal transport. The coding region runs from base 259 to 3081 and encodes 940 amino acids.